AUGAUGCGUCUCGCUCUACUCUUCGCGCUCAUCGUGAGUGCAGUCUCUCAGUCUACCACCGCAGCUGCAUCAACCACCGCUCCUCAGCUGGUCACUACUACGCCUACUACUUCGAGUACUACUACGCCUGCCGGUCCUGUAGGCACGACCGUUGCGAUCAGUACUACUACAGAGACUAGCGUACCUGUUACCAUUGUGACGGGCGUCCCCGAAACGACCACUGUCGACCCCACCACUGCUAACCCUACCUCGAGUGCUGAAUCUGCUGCAAUCAGCUCCGUUGUGGCUGCUGCGUUGCUGAUGAUGAGCGCUUGA
Messenger RNA from Perkinsus marinus ATCC 50983, 315 nucleotides. Its product is annotated as merozoite surface protein 2, putative. Bases 1 to 315 code for a protein of 104 amino acids. The record is from RefSeq and is a predicted model, not a curated record. Lineage: Eukaryota; Perkinsozoa; Perkinsida; Perkinsidae. The transcript has a single exon.